AUGCCUAGCUUGCUCACGAGAUCAAAGUCGCUCCGGCUUCUGAAGGGAAAUCGGAGGGGCGCCCAGCAAGAAGAGUCUCAAUUCCAAAGCUCUGUUCCAUCACCGAACAUUCCCCAGACAGACUUUGACAGGUUCAAAGCAGCUACACCUGUCCCUAGGGCUGAACGAACGCUUGAAGCACCCGAGAUGGUAGCCCGGCCGAGUACGUCAAGUGGACCGGGGGAACGCGCAAUACAGUUCCACAAAAAGACAGUGCCUGCUCCAUCAGUAUAUUCAGAGGACCGGUUCCUCGCUUUCUCUUCACCGACGAAUUCUUCCGCCGUACUACACGCUGUCGAGAGUCCUGUGGACGUCAUUGGCAUUGCGCUGGGCAGCCCAACUGUUGGCUCGCAUUGGACCUCGACGCCUCAGGCUACCACGGAGAACCUCAUUGCCGACGCUCAGAUGUCGUUGCAAGGCCAUGCGAAUGCAUCGACAACUACCAUCACGGGAGCCCAGACACAACCCAAGCCCAAGAUCAGCCGGUGGAAGUCACUGUUCAAGAAGACCGCGCCGCCACCGAAGGAGAAGUCUUCCUUCUACCAGCUGGCACAACAAGUUACACCAGCACGUGCCGAUAGUCACCAUGAUACAUCGCCAAAGUCGAAGACCAGGCCAAAGCUGAAGACGGACGGGGGCGUUACAUUGCCGGUCUCGGUGUACAAUCCUGAUAUCAGGGCCUCCCGUAACAAGUCUCAAGAAAAUGUGUCCUCGAGGGAGGUCCAGCAUGGAAGAAAACGUUCAGCAACUCUCGACGCUGGACGUUCAGCACCUCGAUCUUACAGGUUCCAACGGUCCGCUACUACCCCAAACCCGCCGCCGGCUACCUCUGGAAACUCAAAGAUGAAUUUCUUGGAAGGUCCACCAACUCAGUCACCACAGACCUCAGCUGGGGCUGGACUACUCGGUGUUGACAUACCUGAUACCAAGCUGGACAGGUACAGCGUCAUGUUCAGUGGCGUGCUAGAGCCUAAAACGGACCGAGCUUCGUUGUAUCAGCGGCGGCAGUCAAGGAUAGAUGCUGAUAACGUCAAACCACUAGACAAAAUAUCGAUCAAGAAGGAGAAUAAAGAGGUCUUGGAGCCACCCAAGCUGCCACGAGCCGCGUCGCCUACCACCUCGAACCCUCCGUCAGCACGGUUAUCGUUGUUUCCCUCGACCGGACGCUCUACACCUACUUUGCGCGCAGGUACGCCAACACUACGAGCGGGCACACCGGUUCUACGAGCUCCAUCACCACUUGUCUCGAAUUCGCCUCGCGCUAGAUCGAAGACUGCACCUGCGAGAUCUCCCACACAACAAACAUUCAAGGCGACAGAAGAGACUAAGCGCAAGCCGCCAUCAACCAGCGUUACCCGCCAGUAUAGCGAAUCUCCCAACUUCAAGCCUCAACAAGCGCCACCCACACCUUCUUCGAUCAACAGCUUCGAUAUCUCCGACAACGAGUCGGUCACAAUUGUGGUAGCCCGCACAACACCAGCCGAGACGCAAGCAUGGAAAGCGCAUGUUGAAUCGCAAGAACCUCACUGGGAAAUUCUCCCGAAACCCAGAUCCGCAUCCGCAUCCGCACCUGCAAACACCUCUACCACCUCGCUCGGACAUUCCGUCUCUCGCAAACAGCCCCGCGUAACCGCCGCCUCAGCGCUCUCUUCGCAUCCUUCUUCUGCACCUCUCGAGGUGUCAUCACCACUUCAAAAUCUCCAGACGCUCCUCUCGCCGCCACUUUCUGCCGAACCCUUCAAGCAACCCACAGCUGAAAAGCCAACGGCGACAGUGGGCAUUGCGAGAAGUGUGAGUGUUAGCAAGGCAACGAGACCGAGGACCUUGAACAGGACGCCGACAGACCUGGGCAGGCAUCUGCAGACGAGUUCAGAGAGGAACCUUGGAGACGGAAUGGCUCUUACGCCAACACUGGUCGAGAUUGGUAAUCGUAAGAGCCAACGAGUGCAGCUGGUGGAUGCUUGA
Messenger RNA from Didymella exigua CBS 183.55, 2004 nucleotides. RefSeq lists its product as uncharacterized. NCBI's taxonomy places the organism in Eukaryota, Fungi, Ascomycota, Dothideomycetes, Pleosporales, Didymellaceae. The record is from RefSeq and is a predicted model, not a curated record. Bases 1 to 2004 code for a protein of 667 amino acids. The transcript has 3 exons.